GCUACAGAAGUAAUCUAUUGCUAUGCAAACCGUCUUCCCACCCCCUUUCUUUCAUCACGUUAGUCUUUCAAUCUCUGUCUGCGCACCAUCAAAACUCGCGAAGGUUAAAGCAACGUUCGCUUCCUCGUUGCGCUUCGAUCCACGAGCUUGCGAAGAGAGGUCACGGUCUGCGCCGGGGCGGCAAGGGAUCGAGCGACUGCCGGCUUCACUUCACGAGCUUCCACGCAUUUCAUACUUGUUGAUUUCUCCGCACGCAGCGUUGGCAGAGCGCAAGGUACGAUUUCUGCUCUUCGUUUUCACACGUACACACCCUUUUCCUUUUUCUGUGCGUGCGCGUCGUUUGCUGCACCUUCACGAUGGGACUGGCGCUGUGCCACUCCCUCCCGCGCGACGUAGCGGUGCAGGUGUGUCUGCUUUUGUUUUUGGUCGCCCUGAUCCUUCAAGCUGCUGCGAUCGGCCUGCACACUCGAAACGACGGUGGUGGUUACUUUACCCUGAAAGGCACGUCUUCGGCGAGGUCGAACGCGUUGGUGCUGCUGGCGGCGCACCCCGCCACUUACAUCCCACCCUCCUCGGUGCUGAACACCGGCACGGGCACCGCGGCGACAAAGCUGUGCAACCCAUCCGCUGCCGUCCUCACCUACUCGUGCGCACGCUUUGCCGAGUCGUUUCACGUCGUGAACGGCCUCACCCUCAGCAGCUUCAUCACCAACGCCAUCACCCUCGUGCUGAGUGUGUUUGUGCUGGUUCGACUGAGCCACUCCACGCAGGGCUUGCUCUUCCGACUCAUGUACGCGACUUGCGGGCCGGUGGUGCUGCAAUGCGCGGCGGUCGGCUGCUUCUUUGCGCGCACCGUCCCGCACGCCCGUCGCGACACGGCCGCUGCGGCUGGGUACGGUGACGGCCAGAUCAAGUUCCACCGGCGCCCCGCGACGAACCUCAUGAUCGCUGCCACGGCUCUCCUGUGCGCCGGGUUCGUGAUUGUGUUUUCGCGGUGGGUGUCGGUCAUUUGCCUGCGACUUCACUUCGAGGAACACAAGGAGCACACGAAGGAGGAGGUGGAGCAGAUGACGAAGGCGCACAUGGUGAAUGACGACUGGACGCGACAGAAGCAGAUUUUGCUCUCCCACGCGCGGAGUGUGCAGGUCGAGAUGGCGGUCAAGAACCCCCACAAGGGCGACCGCUUUUCUGCCUCGGCGACAGCGCGGAGCGGCGAGCCUUUUCCGUCGCAAUCGAUCGACACCGGUGUGAGGGCCCACCGACCUGGUGGCCUCUCCGACGAGGAGCCAGACGCGGGCACGUUGCACUUCCGUGCCGCCUCCUCGGUCACGCCGCUUACUGGUCACGCCAGCCCUGGCCGUGGUGCAGCCGCGAGCUCUAGUGGAAGAAAAGGCUCUACUGCUUUCGAGGAUGCGGAUGGGCGGACAAGCGGCAUAGACCAAAUGCCCCCUCCACCGCUCACCCAAGCCGGUGAGGGCAACGAGGUGGUGAUGUCUACCAACGACACCCACCCUUUCAGCGAAGCGGAGGCGUACGACACGCGUCACGGCGACUCCGACCCACUCACUCGAUAG
Messenger RNA from Leptomonas pyrrhocoris, 1574 nucleotides. RefSeq lists its product as hypothetical. The coding region runs from base 357 to 1574 and encodes 405 amino acids. The record is from RefSeq and is a predicted model, not a curated record. The transcript has a single exon. NCBI's taxonomy places the organism in Eukaryota, Euglenozoa, Kinetoplastea, Trypanosomatida, Trypanosomatidae.